CAUGUCAACAUAGACAUGUCAAAAUACCAGCUUCAAAUGAAAACAACAGAAAUGUGGCUCAUUAUUUUCUCGUUAAAUGGGAAAUAUCAGUCAAAAAUUUACUUAUAAUGCCUCUUUGUCCAUGACGGAGUUGUUGGAGCUGAGAGAUUCAUUACCCCAAGACAUGGCAUCACAAAAAAUAGAAGUUCAUCACUUAACCAGUAACCCUACAGCAGCAUGGAAAGAACUUGCAAUAUCUCAAAAAGUAAUUAAAGUAAAUGUAAAACUACCGGCUAAACCAGUAGAAUCUAACAAAGUAAGAUUUGUUUGUAUGAGUGAUACCCAUUCUUUGUUGAGAAAUGAUUUUGAAGUACCACAUGGGGAUGUAUAUAUACACGCCGGCGAUUUCACAAGAUGCGGUCAAAAAGACGAAGUGAUACAAUUUAGUACAUGGCUGGGCACCCUUCCCCAUAAGCACAAGAUCGUAAUUGCUGGCAAUCACGAAUUGAGCUUUGACGAGACAUUUUCUGACUUAUUCAGAAAGAAAAUAGCAUUACAUUUAGGAUCAGAUGAUGGCGAACAAGUUCUCAACUAUGGAAACACCAAGGAUGACAUUGUGGACGCAGUAAAUGAAGAUAAUAUAAGACAGCAUUUGUCUAAUUGUACAUAUUUAGAAGACUCGGGAAUAGAAUUGUAUGGUAUUAAGAUAUAUGGUUCUCCUUGGCAACCUGAAUUUGGGGGUUGGGCAUUUAAUAUACCUAGAGGUGAAAAAUGUUUAUCCAAAUGGGAUAAAAUCCCUGAAGAUACUGAUAUAUUGAUAACCCAUACACCUCCUCUAGGUCACGGAGAUUUGGUAUGUUCAGGAGUUAGAGCAGGAUGUGUUGAAUUACUUCAAACAGUACAAAAAAGGGUGAAACCAAAGUACCAUGUGUUUGGCCAUAUACACGAGGGAUAUGGAGUGUCCUCAGAUGGAAGAAUAAUCUUCAUUAACGCUUCUACAUGUGAUAUUAAUUAUAUUCCGAAGAACUUGCCUAUAGUGUUCGACGUACCAUUGCCUGAAGGCUGUUCUAAAGAUUAGAUGUAAUUUUUAGCUUAGAAAACAAAUUAUUUUUGUUUUUUAUGUACCUGUGUUAGAGAUUUUGUAUGCAUUAAAUUUUAUUAGUAAA
This is a messenger RNA of Coccinella septempunctata (seven-spotted ladybird), 1145 nucleotides long. RefSeq names its product UPF0046 protein C25E10.12. The record is from RefSeq and is a predicted model, not a curated record. Gene Ontology annotation, molecular function: hydrolase activity. The transcript has 2 exons. The coding region runs from base 77 to 1057 and encodes 326 amino acids. Lineage: Eukaryota; Metazoa; Arthropoda; Insecta; Coleoptera; Coccinellidae.